AUGGUCCUGCAGUUUGAGUGCUCUGACUUCCGAACGUUGGCGAUCAUGGCGAUGUUGACCCUGCUUAGCUGCGGUUUCCUGGCACGCGCACUGGGGCACGGCCUGCUGACGAUUCCACACUCCAAGAACAACGGAUUCCCAGGAAGCUUUGCCUUGGACCGUCAAUCCUACUACACCACAGCUUCCUGGUGGUUGGACCGUGCCUUCUUUGUCUUGCCCACGGUGACACCCUGGAUGCGCCCGGGGCAUUUCAACUAUGUGGACGCUCAGAACCUCUACAAAGACUUUCCCCAGACGUUCCACCCCUGCGGCUGUUAUAACCCACAUGGUGCCGAGUUCUGUGCAGGUGUCCAGCUGGCCGAGGGCUUUGGGGAAACCACCAUGGGCGGUGCAGAGCCCACGGGGCCAACGAUCAAGCCACCAAAGUGGUUCCUGGGUACGGAACAGGAGACUGCCUUCAAUCUGUAUGCCAACCAUGGCGGAGGCUAUAUCUACAUGCUGUGCAAGCGUGACACCUUCCUUCAAUGUCGCCAGGAUCAUUUGGCAGAUCCUAUCCGAGGCUCGAGCCAGGAGCAGGUUGAUGCCUAUCUGAAAUGCAUUUGGGACUGCUUCGAAGCCAACGUUCUGGAAUUUGCAGACACUCAGUGGAUGGACUAUCAAGCGCAGAGGGACCUCAACGUGACGAUGAAGAUCACCAGCAAGAGUGGCUCAGACACAGAGCCGGAAGGCACUACCUGGCGGUGGAUCCCCAUCCCUGACACCACGCAGAUCUCUGGAGGUGGCGAAGGCUUGUGCUCCUGGGACGCCGUUGAGGCCUUCAGCGACGCUCAGGUGGAGCAGCUCUUUGCGGAGGACUUCGGUCCAAAGUCCGUCUGUGAUGCCGGGCCCAAGAACCACAACCCCAACAACUGGGAGGUCCAUGACAAGGUACGGGUGCCCAACAACCUUCCCCCAGGUGCCCACGAGGUCAUUGCCACCGCGUGCUGCUUCUGUGGCGGCGGCAAGUCUGCGGUGACUGUUGCACGGCAAGUCUCCGUGCGGAGGCAGCUGUUCUAUGGCAGCCCGAAAUCUGAUGUGAAGUCACUAUUCAUGGAACAAGAAGGAAGCUAUGCCUUGGAUCGUCAAGCCUACUACACCACAGCUUCCUGGUGGCUGGACCGUGCCUUCUUUGGCUCCCCCACGGUGACACCCUGGAUGCGCCCGGGGCAUUUCAACUACGUCGACGCUCAGAACCUCUACGAGGACCGAGCCCAGACCUUCCACCCCUGCGGCUGCUACAACCCACAUGGCGUCGAAUUCUGUGCAGGUGUCCAGCUGGCCGAGGGCUUUGGGGAAACCACCAUGGGCGGUGCAGAGCCCAGCGGUCCGAAAGUCACGCCACCGCAGUGGCUCGUGGGGACGGAACAGGAGACGGCCUUCAACCUGUAUGCCAACCAUGGCGGAGGCUAUGUCUACAUGCUGUGCAAGCGCGACAGCUUCCUUCAAUGUCGCCAGGAUCAUUUGGCAGAUCCCAUCCGAGGCUCGAGCCAGGAGCAGGUUGAUGCCUAUCUGAAAUGCAUUUGGGACUGCUUCGAAGCCAACGUUCUGGACUUUGCGGACACUCAGUGGCUGGAGUAUCAAGCGCAGAGGGACCUGAAUGUGACGAUGAAGAUCACCAGCAAGAGUGGCGACACAGAGCCGGCAGGCUCCACCUGGCGGUGGAUCCCCAUCCCCGACACGGCGCAGAUCUCGGGAGGUGGCGAAGGCUUGUGCUCCUGGGACGCCGUGCAAAGCUUCGGCGACGCUCAGGUGGAGCAGCUCUUUGCGGAGGACUUCGGUCCAAAGUCUGUCUGCGACGCGGGGCCCAAGGUGCACAACCCCAACAACUGGGAGGUCCAUGACAAGGUGCUGGUGCCCAACAACCUUCCCCCAGGUGAGUAUCUCCUCAGUUGGCGUUGGGAUUGUUACAUGGCAGAUCAGAUUUGGUCCAACUGCGCGGACGUGGAGAUCGUGGACCCUAAUGCCCCCACCACUACCACGAGCACCACAACAACGAGCAGUCGCACAGGCGGCACCACCACUGGCGGUGGAACUGGAUGUGUCGAUGAGCCGCUGCCCGCCCAGUGGAGCCAACAAGGACGUUUUGACUGUACGUAUUUUGAAGAGAGAGGUGCUGCCUACAGCCAGCCCAAAGCCUAUUGUGCCCACAAUGCCAUCAGCACCGCGUGCUGCUUCUGUGGUGGCGGCGUUUCUGCCGUGCAGACCGCUGUGCAGACCGUGCGGAAGCCGCGAAAGCGCUCGCUGAGGGCCUCAUUGGCGCUCAUCCAGAGUACGAAGAACGUCACUCGUUUAAACUCCGAGCUAUGA
Molecule: messenger RNA, 2346 nt
Organism: Durusdinium trenchii
Lineage: Eukaryota; Dinophyceae; Suessiales; Symbiodiniaceae
Source: the annotation of a GenBank genome assembly